AUGGAUAUUGAAUUCCAUUUGCUUGAAACUAUUACAAACAAAUUUGCAGAUAAGGUUGGCAGUGGUGGGUAUGGUGAAGUUUACAAGGGGUUGUAUAAUGGAAAGGAGAUUGCGGUGAAGAGGCUUCAUCCCUUGCAAGGACUUGAUGAUAAGGCAUUUGACAGUGAAUUCCGUAACCUUAGUAAGGUCAAACAUAAAAAUGUUGUUCAGUUACUAGGCUACUGCUACCAAAUAGUUAAAAAGUUCGUUCCAUACAAUGGAGAACUAGUUAUGGCUAUGGAAAUGGAGAGAAUUCUCUGUUUCGAAUAUAUGGAGGGUGGAAGCCUCGAUAAACAUAUUGGAGAUGAAUCUUGUGGACUUGACUGGCAAUCAUGUUACCAAAUUAUCAAAGGGACCUGCGACGGUUUAAAUCACCUCCAUGGAGCACAUGAAAAGCCUAUUUUCCAUCUGGACUUAAAACCAUCCAACAUAUUGCUGGAUAAGAACAGCAGGACGGCCAAAAUUGCAGAUCUUGGUUUGUCCAGACUUGUUGCUUCAACUGAAACCCAUAAAACACAGAUGGCCAACGUCAAAGGAACAAUCGGGUACAUGCCACCAGAAUACAUAGACGGUGGUUACAUAUCAAAGAAAUAUGACGUUUUUAGUCUGGGAGUUAUAAUUCUGAAAAUAAUGACAGGAAACAAGGGCCACUCCCGUUGUUAUGAAAUGCCUCAGGAACAGUUCACUAAGCAUGUAAUAGAGAACUGGGAGGCAAGGCUGCAGGGAACAUCGGGGUAUUCAUCACACCAAAACGACAUCCUACAAGUGAAGAAAUGUAUUGAAAUAGCAGUAGAAUGUGUGGAGAAAGACCGAUAUAAAAGGCCCCUCAUAAAGGAUAUUGUCCAUCAACUGGAGGAGCUAGAAGCUAAGAUUAAGGAAAUGUCACUAUAUUCUGAUAUGCCAAUAGAUCUUACUGGUCAGACAAGUUCUAACUACAACAUUCUUGCGGUGGAUCCGGCAAUAGAGCUGCGCUUCCUAUUCGAGCCAAGGAAGGACAUAUCGACGUGUAUGCAGCUAACCAACCAGACGGAUGGCUCCGUAGCGUUUCGUGUCAUAACCAACCAAGCCAAGUACUCCGUACAACCAACCAAAGGAAUCAUGGCACCAUGUUCCAAGCGCUACAUCUAUGUGACCUUGCGCGCACAGGAUGCGGCACCGCUGAAUAUGCAGUGCAACGACAUGUUCGUUGUGCAGAGCACUCGUGUUAAUGACGGCCGCACGUCCGAUGGGAUCGCUGAUGACGAAGUCAUGGCAGGAACGGCGGUGGGUAUGGUGAGGCUGCCGAUUGUUUAUGUUGGGUGUGACCAAGUUCUAGGCUGA
This is a messenger RNA of Triticum turgidum subsp. durum (durum wheat), 1359 nucleotides long. The record is from the annotation of a GenBank genome assembly. Lineage: Eukaryota; Viridiplantae; Streptophyta; Magnoliopsida; Poales; Poaceae.